AUGAAGGUGGCGUAUAAAAGUUUGCAUAGAGGUAUGGGGAUGUCAUGGCUGGCCCAAGUGCGAUGCGGGCACUUGGUGGUGUUCUUCAUAGCGAUCACGGUCUUCGUUUACCUCUCGUUGUAUCUGAACAACAACCAGCUCCAGACGACCGCGUCGCCGCUCAGAACGUACGAGGUGCGGCUGGUCCAGACGAGCAGCAGCAAUUCCAGCCAGCCGGACACGGAGGGGCAAUUCCCGCCGGUCGUACCGUCGCAUUCCACUGUUAAUGCCACUGCUAACAACACAAACCAAGGUCCGGAUCUCACCAAAGGGGUGGCUGCGGAGAAGAUCUACGAGGCCGGUCACAUGCAUCACACGUCAGAGAUUUGCUCGAACAUGGGAAAAGAUGUGAAACUGCUGAUAGCCAUAACGUCAGCGCCGAGUCAUGAAAGUGCCAGAUUAGCUGUUAGAGAAACGUGGGGUCAUUUUGCUAUAAGAAAAGACAUAGUCAUAGCUUUUAUGUUAGGAACCAUUUCGAAUCAGACUGUAAACGAUAGGAUAGAAAAAGAACAGGAAAUAUACGGUGAUAUUAUUAGAGGAAAAUUUAUAGAUACAUACGACAAUCUUACUCUUAAGACCAUAUCGAUGCUCGAAUGGGUGAACAAGCGUUGUUCCAAAGCACAAUUCGUACUUAAGACAGAUGAUGAUAUGUUUAUAAACGUGUCGCGAUUGCUGGCUUUUAUAGCUAAACAUAAGCCUGAAGAACGAGUAAUUUACGGCCGGUUGGCCAGGAAAUGGAAACCGAUUAGGAGGAAGCAAUCCAAGUACUAUAUUUCACCGCAACAAUACAAACCAACGGUUUUUCCAGAUUUCACUACGGGUCCUGCGUAUUUGUUUCCAGCUCAUAUAUCCAAGGAGCUUUACGAGAAGUCGUUGAACUACACGUAUUUUAAGCUCGAAGACGUUUUUGUUACUGGAAUCGUUGCGAACGGAUUGAACAUCAAACGGGUGCACGUGCCGGAGUUCAUUAACAAGCGCAUUUCCUUCACUCCUUGUAACAUUCAAAAAGAAAUUAGCAUACAUAUGGUGAAAAGUUCCGAACAAUAUGACCUGUGGAAGAAGUUGCACGACGCAGCAAAGUGUAAAAAGUAA
This is a messenger RNA of Phyllotreta striolata, 1131 nucleotides long. NCBI's taxonomy places the organism in Eukaryota, Metazoa, Arthropoda, Insecta, Coleoptera, Chrysomelidae. The record is from the annotation of a GenBank genome assembly.